AUGAUUUACAUUAAUUAUUGUCGUCAUUACUAAAAAAAAUGUAUGGAACUUAUCUAAACAAUAGCGUAAAAAUACAUAUUUAUUAUCAUUUAACUACAUUUUAAUUUUAUGACUUCUAGUUCUUAUAUCACGUUUUAUCCUUCAUUAUGUCUACUGAUUAUGAAAAACUCGUAAAAGAUCAUUUACGUAUGAGAUUAAUAGAAUCUGGCUGGAGUGAAAAUCUCAAUGAAAUUAUCAAAAACUCUGUCAAAGAACGUUUAGCUGGUGGACAAUUUAUAAAUGCUAUAAAAUUUGAACAACUGUAUCAAGAUGUAGCUCUUAAAGCUCGUGAUUUAAUUUCACCUAACAUGGAACUAGAAAUUCAUACAAAAUUAAACGAGUACUUAUCUCUAAACCUCGAGAAUGAAGAAGAUGAAGAUGAUGACAAUUUAUUCUCUUCUGAUGAAGAUACAAGAUCAAUGGAUGUUGAUAAAUAAAUAUUGAUAAAAUGUUAUUUUUAAUUAUUAUUGAAGUCUGAUAUAAUUUAAUAAAUAUUUUUAUAAAAAAAAAAAACCAAUGGUUAAUAUUAAAAACCGUUAAAAUAACUAAAUAAA
Messenger RNA from Daktulosphaira vitifoliae (grape phylloxera), 593 nucleotides. RefSeq lists its product as uncharacterized. Gene Ontology annotation, biological process: positive regulation of DNA-templated transcription; mRNA export from nucleus. NCBI's taxonomy places the organism in Eukaryota, Metazoa, Arthropoda, Insecta, Hemiptera, Phylloxeridae. Gene Ontology annotation, molecular function: transcription coactivator activity. The transcript is spliced from 3 exons. Bases 147 to 476 code for a protein of 109 amino acids. The record is from RefSeq and is a predicted model, not a curated record. Gene Ontology annotation, cellular component: nuclear pore; SAGA complex.